GGCCUUGAGGAAAUCUGUAACACUUACGUGUGACUGUGUGUGACGACUGACGAGUCGAGUCAGUGAGAGAGAGAGAGUGUGAGUGCAUUGGAAGUGUUUUUGUUCUUCGUCGUCUCGUCGUCGUGAAAUAAGAAAAGGAGGAAAGAGAGCGAAGAAAGAAUAAGUUCUCUCUUCUAGAAGAUUUUAGCAGGAGAUAUAUAUUUAGGCAACAUGGCUUCAUCAGGAUCAGUUUUUUCUCCUGAAGUUUUGAGAUAUUUGAAGUAUUAUAAUUUUGUGAGGCACUGGGGUGAAAAAGUGGUUUAUACGAUAUACAACCUAAGCUUUCUCCACGGACAACACAAGAGCAUCCGAGAGAUUCUCGAAGAUAACCAAGUUCCACUACAAGGGAGGAGUCCUUUCAAUACCCAGGAAAUCGAAAAUCUAGAAAACAAGCGUCCAAAAGAUUUGGACAUCACAUUAAUGAACAGAAUCUGCCAGAUUCUUUGGGAAAAGAGGGUGAAUGACCCUGGCGAUAAAUUAAAACAAUUAUUAAAAGAUAUAAAAAAUAAUAGGAACAUUAUUAGCCAUGAAAAGCUGCAUAUAUCUGAAUCAGAUUUGGUAGAGAAACUCUCUGAAUUUCAAACAUUGCUCGAGGAAACUCUUAAGGAAACCAAGUCUCUCUUUCCAGACCAAUUUGCUGACAUUGAUCAGCUUAAAGCAGAGAUCCAAGAUGCUGUUCCAAAGACCCUAGAAAAGAUCCGUGAGAAAUAUGAUCCCUCAAACCCUCACGAUGUACAUAAGCUUAAAGAAGAAAUAAAAGAAUUUGAGAGUGAGUUGUCUGACAUGAUACAAGAAUCUUCUGAAGCAGAACUCCGAUCUCUUCAAGAACGCCUCUGUCAGAUUUUGCCCUACGACUGGCUCGUUCAGUAUGGUCUUACAGAUCCAUGUAACAUCAUGGUCUGUUUACACGUGGAGGAUGAUCAGGGGUUAAAUAGUGGUCCCUGUGGCAAUAUAAGUAUCAAUGUAAAUCAAAAAGAUAUCCUCACCAUUAAAGACUCAAGGGGAAAAGACCCUGAAGUUAUUAUUAUAUCCGGUGACGCAGGUUCUGGAAAGACCACAAUGCUUUGUUCCUGUGCAGAAGGAUGGUGCAAGAAGACAAUGGAUAUGCCAGAACUCUCUUCAUUCCCGUUUUUGCUCUAUAUGAACUUCAGAAAUCAUGAACAUGACAACUUUGAUGAUUAUCUUAAGAGUGUGAUACCGAUAACUGUUUCUCGAUUUCCUUUUGAUCGAGUCAAAUCGGUACUCCUAGGUUCGAUGUGUUUGGUCUUAUGUGAUGGCUAUGAUGAAGCCAACAUCAAUUCAAGUAAACUCUUUGAAGAAAUGCUAAAACUUAACUCAAAUAAGAUGAAAUUUGUUGUCACAACCCGCCCAGGGAAUACAGAGACAGUAACAAAUAUUGUGAACAGAGAAAAACGUUCCAGAAUCAAUUUCAGAGUUUCAAGUCUUCAGAAACAGGAUAUGAUCUUGCUCUCAGAAAAACUCAUUGGCCACCUGGUGAAAAUUCAUGAAACCCGACAGGAACUGAAUAAAAAACUGCUUCAGAAAAUAGAAGAAAUGAACACUAGUACUAGUGACAUCCUGCAAACGCCACUGUUUUUUAACCUGUUCGUUCUUCUCUACAUUGAAUGUCCAGAUUUAAGAGAUGAAAUGAGCACCACCAAGACAUCACUUUACUUACAGCUGAAAAAGCACAAGAUCAAGAGAAUCUCCAAUAAGACAGGAACUUCUGUUGAAUCACUGGAGGAAUUUGAUGCACUAUAUAGAGAAUGGUCUCUGAAGCAUUACAUUGAGAGGAAAUAUGAAUGGUCUGAGUCAGAUGUAAGAAGCUUUAAAAACGAGAUUCAUAGGCAGGAGGUACAGGAGGUACUUCAAAACUUUGAUGCCAUCAUGUCAUCUUAUUUCUCCAUAAAGCUAACAGUAAAACAUCUGGAUAUUGUAAAGGUAUACUGCCACAGGCACAGAAGUGAACAGGAGUUUGCAGUUGCAGGCAAUAUCUGUGAUGGCAUCAUCACAUCAAGUGGAAGGCCACAAGGAGGAAACAUUGUCCGAGAUGUACUGCGGUUAAAGGGGUUAUAUGAUAAAGAUGGUCUAUCGGGGAUACUUAGGGAAUUAAGAGAAGUCGUUUACUUCAUACCAGGAAUACUUUACAAUAAUGAUAAAGGUGCAUUAUACAAUGCAAUAAAAGACAUUCUUGAACUCUAUAUAUCAUACAGCCUCUAUCAUGGUACACAUGAUUAUCUUUUGGAACCAUAUUUUGAAACUAGAUUGGACGAUAAGGUUUUGGAAUCACUUGUGUCACAGAUGGAGAGAGUACCGUCCAUGAAGCAGCGAGUAAAAUUCACAAGAACCGACAGCCUUCGUGUCCUACCGUCCUUACUGUCUAAACUGAGGCCCAAAUGGAUUGAAGUAAGAUUUGUAUCAAACGAUCUUUUGCAGCUCAAUGAAACACUGGAGGCUGCCCAAGGAAACACUAGCACAGAGAUUUGGAUUGUGAGAAGCUUAAAGAACUACGCAGAACUUUCAGGAGAGCUUUUGCAUUCAGUGAAUGAACUGAGACUGGAUAUUCUAGAUGACGAUUACCAAGACUUAGAAAGCCUUCGCCCCAUUUCUCCCAUGACUUCAACAAAAGAACUGAUAUUGAAAUACAAAAUGAAGACUGCUUCUGCGGAUCGUGUUGCCGAAGUCAUAAACAAGACAUUUCCGACAAACCGGGCAGAAAACACCACCACUAAUUUAGAGAUUGCCUUAAGUGACAGACACGAAGUCAUGCCUUUUCUUCAGUCGCUAAAUAUUCGUCCUUUGGGUUCAGUGUGGUCAAUGAGGUCACUAACUCUUGAUAUGGGUUGUGCCAAGAAGUUUGAGGUUGAUGAGGACUUAAAGACAUUCUGCUGCGUGAAAGGAUUUGGAGAAGUAUCCUUUGCCUUGUGCAAUCAUGAGGCUGAAAGACUGACAGCGGAAAAAGAAGGGUUCGGGCAGCACUGGAGAUUCUGAAUGCAGGCUUCCCUUAAAGGACCCUCCGAGCAGUGUUGCCACAUAUACAGAUUAAUCUUAAAUAUACAGUUUUUUCAGCCUGAUUAAGAUUUCCAGAUUUUUCUUGAAAAAUAAGCAAAUAAUACAGAUCUUUUUAGGAGGCAACAGAAACCUAGUGUAUUUUCCAUUGAGUUCUUUAAUUUCUAAGCAACUAUAUAUCACAUGACUAACAAAAUAUACUGUCCAACUCCAUCAUUAUGUAAAAUUUGUUUACUUCAGUUACUCAAAGUUAAUUGAUGCAAGUGUUUUGCAUCAAUAAACUGGAAAACAAAAAUCUGAA
Molecule: messenger RNA, 3349 nt
Organism: Macrobrachium nipponense
Lineage: Eukaryota; Metazoa; Arthropoda; Malacostraca; Decapoda; Palaemonidae
Exons: 5
Coding region: 211-3030 (939 amino acids)
Source: RefSeq, a predicted model, not a curated record